UGAGUGCACGAGCGCACGCUGGAUAGCGCGCAUGAACUGAACUGUGAAUAAAUCGUUAAUAUUUCUGGUGUUUGUCCUGUUUUGUCGGUCGUGUCCGCCGGUUCUGUGGGACAGAAUGGCCUCGGAGGAAGACGAAGCUCUGCUGUUUUUAAUUUACCAGCAUUUAAAGGUGAACGGCUACAAGAAAGCUGCCAAAGGGCUGGAAAAACACGUAACUCAGGUGGAAACACCAGAGGACAUGUCCAACCUCCAUGACAUCUACACUGGAUGGAUGAAACUGUGCUCUUUAGCUCAACAUGCGAAGGAGGAGACGGGCGACUCCAGCCCAGUGAAGAAGACGGUCAAAUGUGAACCUGCCACCAGCGAAGAAGAAGGGCCUGAAUCCAAACACUCAAACACCACAGAAGAAGAAGAUGUGGACGCCAAACCAAUACUUGAUGAGGUCGAACCUUCCACAGUAGAUGAUCAGCUUCUUGGUCCGACCCCUGAAAUCCAAAUAACAAACAAAGAAGAAAAAAGGAAAGAAGAAAUCCAAAUGGAGCAGGAGUCUGCUCUAGUGUUCGCUGAGGAACCAAACAAUGUGGAAAACCCCAGCUCUGACUCCUCAGACUGUGCAGGAGCGGUUGAACCACCUCAGGGUGAGUCCAGCUCAGUCAGCCCAGAUCAACCGGACCCUGAUCCGGCUCCAGAUCAAACGCAGACCCUUGAUCCGGCCCCAGCCCCCAGCCCAGUCAGCGAGGAGCCCGAUCAGGACGCAGACGAGCUGCAGCAGGAGCCUGAAGCAGACGCAGCUGAAACAUCAGACCAGACACCUGUCAGUCAAACGUUGGCACCGCCCCCAUGCACUCAGGAGCCAAUUGAGCCACACUCCUCAGAGACCGGAGAAGGCGCUCCAGAAGAGGACCCUGGCCAGGCACCGCCCACCGCCACUGCAGAGCCCAAUGAGAAGCCAGCUGACAUGGAAGCCCCGCCCCCCACAGACCCUGAAACUGACUCGACUGGUGAAAAUCAACAGGAGGAAGUAGAGGAGCAGAAAUGUGAGGAUCCAAAGGUGGAUGAUCUGACGCCAUCGGUGAAUCCUGAGGUCCAGAUGGAGACGUCAUCAUCAGAUCCUGCUGAUCCUUCACUCAGUGUCCAUGUUCAGGAAAUGGAAGCUGCUGUGAAGGAACAGGCAGAUCCAGAUUCCUCCAUCCUCCUGAACAUUGUUGGUGACGUCAGUGCAGAGGUGACUGAAUCCUGUGGAGACCAAACUCCAAAGAAGAAGAAGAAGAAGAAAAAGAAGAAGGGGAAUGCAGAGACAGCAGCCACAGAUACUUCAACCUCAGAAACAACCAGUGAAACCUCCACCAAGAGCCCCAAGAAGAAGAAGAAAGACAAGAACAAAGAGCAGGAGGAACAGGUGGAGGUGCAGGAGGACGGAGAGGAGGAACAGGUGGAGGUGCAGGAGGACGGAGAGGUAGCACAGGAAGCUCUGUCAGAGAAAAAGAAGAAGGCAAAAAAGAGGAAAAGAGAUGAAGAAGUGGAGAAAGAUGAGAAAGAACAUAUCAUUCCUGUAGAAACAAAAAGCAAAAAAAAGAAGAUGAAAGACGUAGAAGAGGAGAAGGAGGAGGAGGAGCAUCCUGUUAGUUUGACUGACACAGCAGCAAAAAAGAAGAAGAGGAGAAAGAGGAAGAAGGGAGGACCUGGAACAGAGGAGGUGCAUUCUGCUGAACAGCCAGCAGAGGGCGACACAGACAAAGACAUGACACUGGAGGCAGCAGACGGCGGUGGAUCUCAGCUCCACUCAGCCAAAAAGAAACGCCUCAGAAAGAAACUGAGCCUGAAGAAAAGAUUAAGGAUCCAGAAGUACGAGCGAAGAAGCAGCAGUGCUCCAGUCGAGUCCCAAACCAAAACCUUCACCAGCGAAAAAAAACUAAAGCUGAUGGAGACCCCCCGUCAAAAAGCAGCCAAGAGACCCCGACCAGAGUCAGCGCCAGAUGACAAAACACCAACGAAGAAGAAGAAGCUGAAGGCUGAACAGGAGGAGAACUCCUCCAAAGAGAAUCAACCCCCGAAGAAAAAGAAAAAGGGGAGGAGUUUGUCUGGGGAGGGGGAUAGUGGUGCAGUGAGCGACCUGAGCGCUGCAGAUACACCGACAAAACCAAAGAAGAAGAAGAAGAAGAAGACGGUGCAGCAGAUGGAGAGUUCAACCCCCGUCACCUCCAGCCGACAGGAACCAGUGAAGAAAAAGAAGAAGAACAAAUUAAAGCUGAAAGACACAGAAGCUGCUGCUGCCUCCACGAAGAAGACCUCCAAGAAGAAGACCAACUCUGAUUAAAUCUGUUGUUGUGUGCGAGCAGAUCAGAGGAGGUGGGUUAUGCAUUAGGUCAGUGCCUUCCCUCUUUAACAUCGACCACAGAACGACUCCACAGACUCCUCAAAGGUCGGCCACAUGUUCUUAAACUGUGAAAAAACACGUACGUACAUGUUGAACGUCAGCAGACUGGAGCUUUAUCUGAACACGUGUAAACAGAAACAGCUGCUUUAGAAACAGACAGAAAACAGGUGACAGAGCGUUCAAGUGUGUUCAGUUAGUGGGUUUAAGCAUAGAAGGACAUCUACUGGUUCUACAGACGACGAAGAAGUUCUACCUAAACUAAAGCUAUAGUGUGUGAUAGGAGGACAUCUGGUGGUGAAGUUCCAAACAGCAGAAAACUGCCCUCACUGUCAUCCACAAAAAGUAACAGCAACAGUUCUGUUCUUCUGCUCUGUUUACUGAAGACAUGUGUUACAUUCAAUUAAACAUCAAAAAACAUGUGUAACAUUAAAUUAAAAAUAAAAUAAACGUGUGUAACAUUAAAUUAAAAAUAAAAUAAACAUGUGUAACAUUAAAUUAAAAAUAAA
Sphaeramia orbicularis (orbiculate cardinalfish) is the source of this 2883-nucleotide messenger RNA. Its product is annotated as fibrous sheath CABYR-binding protein-like. Bases 116 to 2317 code for a protein of 733 amino acids. The transcript has 15 exons. The record is from RefSeq and is a predicted model, not a curated record. NCBI's taxonomy places the organism in Eukaryota, Metazoa, Chordata, Actinopteri, Kurtiformes, Apogonidae. Gene Ontology annotation, molecular function: protein binding.